This is a messenger RNA of Cynocephalus volans (Philippine flying lemur), 3066 nucleotides long. RefSeq names its product armadillo repeat containing 3 (gene ARMC3). The transcript has 20 exons. Bases 1 to 3066 code for a protein of 1021 amino acids. The record is from RefSeq and is a predicted model, not a curated record. Gene Ontology annotation, molecular function: protein binding. NCBI's taxonomy places the organism in Eukaryota, Metazoa, Chordata, Mammalia, Dermoptera, Cynocephalidae.
AUGGCGGUUGGGGGACAGGGGAGGAAGAAAGGAAACAGGUUCUUUCUGCGUCUAUGCUAUUGGGAAGAAUGGCAGAAAGAGGAAAGAAAGGAAGAGCAGGAGGUUUUGAAGGUUCUGUGGGGGAAGAUUGGACAUCCUAGUACACGCAACGCCGACAAUUCAGGUCUGCAGCUCAGCGGGGUCCGGGCAGGAGGUGGCAAUUUGGGUGUCACCUGCACUCUGCACCGGACUCAGGGAACCGCGGACGCACUAGGGUCCCCGCUACUGACCGCUGCCCCUCGGCGGCCCAAGGGGCGCCUCCACCAGCCGAGCGUGCGCUCCCAGGGCGCAGGUGCGCAGGCGCGGCGUCGCCUAGCAACCAGGGACAACACAGAGCGGGAGGCGCGCGCCGGCGGCGGCCAGAAGUGUUUGCUAGGUCUGAGGAGCCGCGGCUCGGCGGGACUUGGCAGAAUGGGUAAAAAGAUAAAGAAGGAAGUAGAACCUCCUCCUGAGGAUGUGUUUGAUGCAGUAACAAUUGAAAGCAAAAAAGCAGCAACCGUGGUGUUAAUGCUUAAUUCUCCAGAAGAAGAAAUUUUGGCUAAAGCAUGUGAAGCCAUUUAUAAAUUUGCUUUAAAAGGUGAGGAAAAUAAAGCAACCAUCCUUGAACUUGGAGCCGUGGAGCCUUUAACAAAACUGCUCACCCAUGAAGACAAAAUUGUAAGAAGAAAUGCCACUAUGAUACUUGGAAUCCUGGCAUCUAAUAAUGAUGUUAAAAAAUUGUUAAGGGAGUUAGAUGUCAUGAAUUCUGUUAUCUCCCAGCUCGCUCCAGAAGAAGAAGCAGUUAUCCAUGAGUUCGCUAGUCUUUGUCUAGCAAACAUGUCUGCUGAGUAUACCAGUAAAGUGCAAAUAUUUGAACAUGGCGGAUUAGAGCCCCUCAUCAGACUCCUGAGUAGCCCAGACCCUGAUGUCAAGAAGAAUUCUAUUGAAUGCAUUUACAAUUUGGUACAGGAUUUUCAGUGUCGAACUACACUUCAAGAACUAAAUGCAAUCCCUUCUAUAUUAGAUCUCUUGAAGUCAGAAUUUCCAAUUAUUCAGUUGUUGGCUCUCAAAACCUUAGGUGUUAUUACAAAUGAUAAGGAGUCCCGAGUAAUGCUAAGAGACAAUCAAGGAUUGGACCACCUUAUUAAAAUCCUAGAAACUAAGGAAUUGAAUGACCUUCAUAUUGAAGCACUUUCAGUGAUAGCCAAUUGCCUUGAAGAUACGGAUACCAUGGUGCUGAUUCAGCAGACAGGAGGUCUUAAAAUGCUCCUAACAUUUGCAGAAAACUCUACAGUUCCUGACAUUCAGAAGAAUGCAGCAAAAGCAAUUACUAAAGCAGCCUAUGAUGCUGAAAAUAGAAAACUUUUUCAUGAACAAGAGGUUGAAAAGUGCCUUGUAACCCUUUUGGGAUCUGAAAAUGAUGGAACUAAAAUCGCUGCUUCCCAAGCGAUUUCAGCAAUGUGUGAGAAUUCAGGCAGCAAAGAUUUUUUCAAUAAUCAGGGGAUUCCACAGUUAGUUCAGUUGCUAAAAAGUGACAAUGAGGAGGUAAGAGAAGCUGCAGCUCUAGCCCUGGCCAACCUGACCACUUGCAGUCCUGCAAAUGCAAAUGCUGUAGCAGAAGCUGAUGGUAUUGAUCCAUUAAUACAUACUCUGUCUAGCAAACGAGAUGGGGCCAUUGCCAACGCUGCUACAGUCUUAACAAACAUGGCUAUGCAGGAGCCCCUGCGCGUGAGCAUCCAGGGCCACGACAUCAUGCACGCCAUCGUCAGCCCGCUGUGCUCUGCAAACACGGCCGUGCAGAGCAAAGCCGCCCUCGCCGUCGCUGCAACUGCGUGCGACGUGGAGGCCCGGACAGAGUUAAGAAAUUCUGGUGGACUGGAGCCCCUUGUAGAGCUCCUGCGCUCAAAGAAUGAAGAAGUCAGAAGGCACGCCAGCUGGGCCAUCGUGGUCUGUGCCAAUGACGAGCUGAUGGCCGUUGAAUUAUGCAGGCUCGGGGCUUUAGAUAUCCUUGAAGAAGUUAAUCUAUCAGUAAGUCGAAAAAAUAAAUUCAGUGAGGCAGCUUAUAACAAACUGCUCAACAAUAAUCUUUCCCUGAAGUAUAGCCAGACUGGCUAUUUGUCAUCAAGUAACAUAAUUAGUGAUGGAUUCUAUGAUUAUGGUCGGAUAAAACCCGGCACCAAAUUUUUGUCUUUGAAGGAGCUCUGCUUGCAAGAACCAAGUGAUCUACAUACUGUACUCUUAAUUAACAGUAAAUUUUCUGAUGUUUCUCCACCUCCAUCUAUGGAAGAUAAAUCAUCAGAUGUUGGUUAUGGACGAAGUAUUUCUUCUUCAUCUUCCUUAAGAAGAGCAAGUAAAGAAAAGGCCAAUGCUGGACUUGUAUCUCCCACGGAAGGGCUGGACUUGUAUCUCCCCGUCCCUACUUCUGGACGAAAUACUGUUCUUAGCAAAAGUGCCACUAAAGAAAAAGGAUUGAGGAAAGGCAGAGGGAAAAAAGAAGAGGAAAAAGUAAAAGAGGAGGAAGAGGUUAUAAUUGUACCAAAAUUGGUUGGCGAAGGAAGCUCUGACAAAGAAUGGUGCUGUCCCUCUGACCCUGAUUUCUGUGUUUAUGUGUCUGAAGUAACCAAAUCAAUACUGCCCAUAAUCAGUAUUAGAGAACAGAUUGAGGUUCUUGCAAAGUAUGUGGCAGAAAAAAUGGGUGGUGAGAUUUCAAAAGAGAAGCUACAUGAUUUUAGCUGGCAACUUCACAUAAGUGAACUAAAAUUUCAACUUAAGUCCAAUGUCGUACCAAUUGGAUAUAUCAAAAAAGGAACCUUCUACCAUCGAGCUUUGCUUUUCAAGGCUCUGGCGGAUAAAAUCGGUGUUGGCAGCUCUCUAGUUCGAGGGGAGUAUGGCAGAGCUUGGAAUGAAGUCAAGCUGAUGAACGAAUGUCGUAAAGGAGUGAUUGGGGGCCUGCCCCCACCUGAAGUGUACAUUGUCGACCUCAUGUUCCACCCAGGUGGACUGAUCAAGUUAAAAAGUAGAGAGGCCGACCUUUACAGAUUUCUUUAA